AUGGACUCUGGAAGUGAAGUUCAAAACUGUAAAUCAUUGAACACUUUAACAGUGAAGUUUCGCAACUGCACGUUCCCAGAUUUCAAUAUGUCUCUAAAAUGCAUUGGAUCUUUCAUGGGAACAAACGCUUCCCGCUACAUUGUCGUGGCUAAUGAGGAAACCGACGAGUAUCGCUGUGGGCGAUUGUCGCCUUCAUCUGACAACAUCCUAUCAGUCUAUUUCUCUAGGGACUCUUUUUGCGACUCGCUGAAUGAGAAUAGCGCCUUUGAGCUCUAUAAGCUGAAGCCAGUUCAAUCUCAGCCUGCUGUGGCGCAGUGUCAUUUCCCGAGUUCUAUUCGUGGGGAAUAUGAUUCCCUUACCAUCACUGCCGAAUGGCUACAGUACGCUCAAGCAGGUGAAAACACGGUAGCCGUGAUGUCCAGAUGCGUUCACAUCACUGACGAUCGAAUAUUUGUUUAUUCGGAAACUAAAUGUGGAGAACCUCUCGGCUAUCACUGCUUGUGGUUUGCACCACGAAGCGAGAGCCUCAUCGAAUUCAAAACUACUACGCUUCAAGAAGCCCCCAAUCCAAAUGCUUGCAGUGCCGACAGCGAAUUCGCUCAGUGGCCAUGGACCGCUGCAGUGAUCAAAAGUGUAGUUCCGUCGCCAUGUGGAAUCGUUGGUAAGUACACUACUCCGAAAGAAUUGCGCUCUCAGGACUGCUACAACGUAACUGUCGACUGCGAAAAUCAAAGCAUAAUGGAGAUUACCGCAUCGCAUUGCUCAACGGAUGUCGCAUUUGACUCUCGACAGUAUCAGUGCAUCGCUUCGUGGAGGGAUGGGAAGUCUCUUUAUUUGUUCGCUUUAAGCGGCCAAGAAACACAAUCAUGCUUCGUAGCAGAAUUUUCGUCCGGUCGACUGCAUCUGGCUUCAACUGGACCUCAUUGCUCAAGAGAUUUCAAUUUCUCCCAAAAUGCAGAGAAGACAAUUGUUCUUCGAAGAAGAAGCUGCACUUCGCCACAGAAACUGAAGCCGUCGAGGAAGCCAGCUGGUUCUGUAGCGAAGGCGUCUUCCACAGUGUUGGUGGACGAGGAAAACAAGGAAAACACAAGUAGUCAUUUGCCUCCGAUUGCUGAAUCAGCUGUCAACGGCCCGCAAUGGACGUCAGGUCCAUCCAAUGUGGCGACGAGCACUCGAAACAUUUUACUGUACAUUGCGAUUUUCAUGCACUGCAUAAUCUUUCAGUGCUAUCGGGUGUAA
Cooperia oncophora is the source of this 1239-nucleotide messenger RNA. The record is from the annotation of a GenBank genome assembly. Lineage: Eukaryota; Metazoa; Nematoda; Chromadorea; Rhabditida; Trichostrongylidae.